Messenger RNA from Cucumis melo (muskmelon), 1867 nucleotides. RefSeq names its product beta-glucuronosyltransferase GlcAT14A. NCBI's taxonomy places the organism in Eukaryota, Viridiplantae, Streptophyta, Magnoliopsida, Cucurbitales, Cucurbitaceae. Gene Ontology annotation, cellular component: membrane. The transcript has 5 exons. Gene Ontology annotation, molecular function: glucuronosyltransferase activity. The record is from RefSeq and is a predicted model, not a curated record. Bases 301 to 1491 code for a protein of 396 amino acids.
AGAAGCCAAAUUAUUUUUCAUUGCACCUUCUUCGUAUUUCUUGUUUCUUUUUCCCCCAACGAAAAACCGAAAUUGGAUAAUCAACCCUAGAUUUGAGCAAUUCAAUAUUUUCUUACGAGGUUAAUCGCAUGCUCAUUCGUUAAAGAUCAAAAGGAAAAAGCGACUAUGAUGAAGAUCUUCACUGAUUUCUAGAUUCUACGACUAUUGGAAUCUGAUUUUUAAUUCUUCUCAUAGUUUCAUAAUCGAAAACCAUUGGAAUCUGUGUUUUAAGAUCUUCGAAUUCGAGCAAGUUUUUCAGUUAUGGGAGCUGAGAAGAAAUGGCUCUUCACUUUCUUCUUAGCUACGUUACUUUCUCUGAUUUUGUUACUCUUCUCUACCAUUUCCGCUUUCACAGCGUCAAGGCUUCUCCCUUCCUCUGUUCACCGAGGACUUCACCAUCCACCGGCCUUUUCUUACUAUAUCUAUGGUGGACAUGGCGAUAAGGAUAGGAUCUUCCGGCUGUUGCUUGCCGUUUACCACCCGAGGAAUCGGUACCUUUUGCAUCUUAAUCACGAGGCUUCCGAUGGAGAUAGACAACAACUAGCUGCGGCUGUGAAGUCUGUUCCGGCUAUUCGAGCUUUUGGGAACGUGGACUUAGUUGGUAAGCCUGAUCGUAUGACCUAUAGUGGGUCCUCUUACAUUGCCGCAACUUUGCAUGCUGCAGCGAUUCUGCUUAAGAUUGACAGUGGCUGGGAUUGGUUUAUCACUUUGAGUGCGAAGGAUUAUCCACUGAUCACUCAGGACGACCUUGCACAUGUGUUAUCCUCUGUUAGAAGAGAUCUUAAUUUUAUCCAGCACACCAGUGACAUUGGAUGGAAAGAAUCUAAGCGAAUCAAUCCAAUUGUAGUUGACCCGGCAGUGUACUUAGCAAGGAGAAGCCAAAUUUUUCAUGCUACCGAGCAACGGCCAACACCAGAUGCUUUCAAAAUAUUCACAGGUUCGCCUUGGGUCAUCCUAAGUCGAUCUUUCCUCGAAUUCUGUGUGUUGGGUUGGGAUAACCUGCCUCGAAAACUCUUGAUGUAUUUCACAAACGUGGUUUGGUCUCAAGAAGGAUAUUUUCAUUCUGUUAUUUGCAAUUCACCAGAAUUCAAAAACAAGACGGUGAACAGUGAUCUAAGAUACAUGGUCUGGGACAAUCCACCUAAGAUGGACCCUCACUUCCUCCAUUCCUCCAAUUUUGAUCAAAUGUCUCAAAGUGGAGCUGCUUUUGCCAGACAGUUUCAACAAAAUGACCCAGUGCUAAACAUGGUCGACAAGAUCAUCCUCAACCGCAAACCAAAUCGACCCACCCCAGGUGCAUGGUGUUCCGGCUGGAACAGUUGGUGGACCGAUCCAUGCUCCCAGUGGGGCGACGUCAACGUUCUGAAACCCGGGUUUUGGGCAAAGAAAUUUGAAAAAUCUAUUACAAACCUCUAUGAUGAGUUGAGUUCACAACCAAAUCAAUGCAAGUAAAAUCAGGUUUUCAGGUAGCUGAGAUGAGAAAGCGAGCCUGAGCCUAUCCAGAAUGAUGAGAUGAGGCUGAGGAUUGUGGUAACUUUUUUAGUACCAUAUUCAUUUUGUUGACGAUAUAAAUUUGUUUUCAUAAACAUUAGUAAACUCUACAAUGAUGUCAUAGGGUCUCGCAUUUAUAAAAACAUGUGGAUGCGAUACACAAUAAGUAUGACUACAAAGUUUUAUGUGCAUAGUUAUUAUAAAAAAGUUCAAGGAUUUUGAAACCACAUCCUAAUGUUGCAUAUUACUUGGGGAAUUGUGUAAAGUGACAGAAAUUAAGAUGUUGUAUAGUGACAUUUACCAAUAUCAAUACCAACUCCUCUCUUAUUGGUUCUCA